AUGAAUGCCGAUGGUGAUUAUGCCUGUGAUGGCGACACUAUAACAGAGUUGCGUGACUAUAACUCCGACAACCCUAAGAUCGUCAUCUGCAAGAAAGACGGGUUUAGCCACGGAGGAAUUACCAAGGGUUAUAUUAGAUUUAGUGAGGUUGUGUGCGAAAAGUUCGAUCCGCGUAUGUCGUGGAAGAUGGAAAUGCUAGGAUCGAUUUUAUUGCAUGGAUACACCUACUAUACCAAGUUGGUUGUGUCAUCAUUGACCAAAGAAAUAGACGACCCUGCUUAUGGAGUCUCCGGGGCCCGAGUUAAUGAUAAGAGCUUGGCUACCAACAAUGCUGAUAGCUACUCUUAA
Molecule: messenger RNA, 348 nt
Organism: Penicillium concentricum
Lineage: Eukaryota; Fungi; Ascomycota; Eurotiomycetes; Eurotiales; Aspergillaceae
Exons: 1
Coding region: 1-348 (115 amino acids)
Molecular function (GO): metallopeptidase activity
Source: RefSeq, a predicted model, not a curated record